AUGCCUCCCAGAUCCGUUCUCAUAACAGGCUGCAGCGAGGGCGGGAUCGGCGCGGCCCUAGCCGCAGAGUUCCAAGCCCAGGGGUGCCAGGUGUUCGCGACGGCCCGCACCACGGAUAAGAUGCACGCGCUUGCCAAACUGGGCAUCCAGACCCUAGAACUCGACGUCACCUCCGACGCCUCCAUCGCCGCCGCCGUCUCCGCCGUGCAAGAAGCUACGGACGGCUCCCUCGAUUUCUUAAUUAAUAACGCGGGCGUCAACCACGUCAUGCCCUUCACAGACUCCAAAGUCGCGGACCUUAGACGCGUUAUCGAUACUAACGUCGUUGCUGUGUUGGCUGUUACCCACGCUUUCCUGCCCCUGCUUAUUAAGGCGAAAGGCACGGUUGCGACGGUCGGGAGUAUCAACGAGGUCUUUAAUCCCCCGUUCCAGGUCGCGUAUAACGCCUCCAAAGCCGCUGUCCACGCCAUCGCGCGCACGCUGCGCGUGGAGCUCGCGCCGUUGGGGGUCAGGUUCGUUACCCUGGUUACGGGCGGCGUUAGCACUCGGUUGUUUGAGAAUUCGCCGACGCAGUUGCCUGAGGGGAGCGUUUAUGAGCCGGUGAGGCGGACGUUGGAGGGGAGGGAGUUUUUAAGCGGGGCGAGGUUUGUGGAGGCGGAUGUUUAUGCGCGAGAGGUUGUGGGGGAUUUGCUUAGGGCGAGGCCGAGGCUGGAUGUUUGGCGCGGCGGGAUGGUUACUGUUGCGUGGAUACUGUCGUGGUUUGGCUGGGAGGGGAUGUUGGAUUCGAGCAUGGUUAAGGGGUUCCAUCUUGAUCAAGUGGGACGGUGA
Annulohypoxylon maeteangense is the source of this 828-nucleotide messenger RNA. Its product is annotated as putative short-chain dehydrogenase/reductase. Gene Ontology annotation, biological process: phosphatidic acid biosynthetic process; triglyceride catabolic process. Gene Ontology annotation, cellular component: endoplasmic reticulum; lipid droplet. Bases 1 to 828 code for a protein of 275 amino acids. Gene Ontology annotation, molecular function: triacylglycerol lipase activity; acylglycerone-phosphate reductase (NADP+) activity. NCBI's taxonomy places the organism in Eukaryota, Fungi, Ascomycota, Sordariomycetes, Xylariales, Hypoxylaceae. The record is from RefSeq and is a predicted model, not a curated record. The transcript is spliced from 2 exons.